This is a messenger RNA of Eurytemora carolleeae, 2821 nucleotides long. RefSeq names its product nuclear pore complex protein Nup93. The transcript has 15 exons. The record is from RefSeq and is a predicted model, not a curated record. Gene Ontology annotation, molecular function: structural constituent of nuclear pore. Gene Ontology annotation, biological process: protein import into nucleus; poly(A)+ mRNA export from nucleus. Bases 260 to 2641 code for a protein of 793 amino acids. Gene Ontology annotation, cellular component: nuclear pore. Lineage: Eukaryota; Metazoa; Arthropoda; Copepoda; Calanoida; Temoridae.
GCUAGCGAGUACUUUUUCAGUUCCCCACACACACAAGAGAAUAUGGAUGAGUGUUGAAAAGUUUUUAAAUAAAUAUUUCGUAAACCUAAUUUAAUGAACAGUAUUGUAAACAAUUCUCAGCCCAUUGAGCUAUUGUAAGCUUUAAUUGAAUAUUAAAUAAAAAAUUUAAGAUUUUUAAAACAUUAAAAACCUUGUUUACCAAAAAUUGCUCCAGAAUAAUCUGUACGAUAAAACAAAACUUUCGGUUUCAGAAUUCAAGAUGAAAUUUGGAGAAUCUGAUUUCGGAGAUUUACUUGCCUCGGCGGAACAGCUGACGGCAGAUAUAGAUGGCGGACGAGCCGGAGAUCUCCCAAGAGUUGAGCGAAGUCUCCGACAUAUUUUAGACUCUGGACAAUCAUUGCUCUCUUCUACAUCAAACAGAGGGAACCAGGAUGCAAAGGCUAGUAUACUGCUAGGUAGUAGAGGUGUAGACCUUCCCUCCCUCUCUACUAGAAUUGAUAGUAUUCAGCAGACAGAUCUAAUUCAGCAGACUGAGGCUACCCCGUGUACUGAUAUUGCUGGGUUUCUGAAGAGUGAACGUGAGAAUGCUAUUCUGAGUCUACUCGAGGAAACAAAGAAGGAAACCCAGGAAACCAUGGAGAAACUACACUGGGACUCAGUCUACAGAGAGUGGGAGACAGAUAAACAGAGAAUCCUAGCUGCAGUAGCAGGAGGAGGAGCAGAUCCUGGUCUUGCUGAUCUUACCAUAGCUAGAGGAGAGAUUACUAGGUUGCAUGAUACCAACUUAGGUGGAAAAUCGUCGUUAUCUAACCUUGAGUUGCAGUACGCUAAGAAGGUGGUACAGUACAACCAGACCGUAGCUUUGGGGGGAGUCAGACCUGACUUGAUGGGCUCCUUCAAGUCUUUAUUCCCGGAGGAGGUGGACCAGGAGAUAUCAGUUCUAUGGGAGUACGCCAGCAAAAUGGCAGAUUUGCCGAGUUCUCGUCCCUCUGCAGAUGUUGUAUCUCGCGCUCGAUCAUUCCUUGAGUCUUCGUACACCAAGUUUAUCAAACUCACCGUAUUCUCCAACCUAACCAACGCAGGACUAGGAGGUAUACCUGGAAACUACCAUCUCGUCAGAUCCUUCCUAAAUGUCCGUGUUCCGGCCACUCAGCCCGGACUAGAUGAUGGACUGGUGGAUGGUGUUCCUGUGUGGGCUCUUAUCUACUACUGUCUCCGGUGUGGUGACUUGAAUGCAGCAUGUGAGGGUGCUCGUCAAGCUGGACCUGGACUUGGAGAUAUCCAUACUCUUCUACAGGAGCUAAAAUCCUCCAACGGAACUCGGCUCUCUCCGCAGACGGAGUCGAUGGUUCGUAUUCAGUACAGACGGAGUGUACGACAGAGCAGUGAUCCCUUCAAGCGGGCUGUUUACUGUGUUCUUGCCGCUUGUGAUCCUCAGGAGGAACACUCUGAGAUAGCAACUAGUCUAGAUGAUUAUCUAUGGCUGAAACUAUGCCAAGUUAGGGAUGAGGAGAGUGGGGAUAGUUUAACCCUCCCUGGGUUACAAACUCUUUUAUCAGAAGAGUAUGGAGAGUCACACUUUAAUGCGUCAGAACAGCCCCUGCUCUACUUUCAGGUGCUAUUCCUAACUGGGCAGUUUGAAACAGCAUUGGACUUCCUGUUCAGAACAGGAGAUCCUUUGUCCGUUCAUGCUGUUCAUCUAGCCCUGGCUCUGUUUGAACUGAAUCUACUGAAACUACCGGACUCUAUCCAGGCUCCGCUUAUCUCAAGAGAAUCCUCGGAUAAAUCUCCGAGUCGACGAUUAAAUGUUGCGCGUCUGGUCAUCCUUUUCGUCAAGCACUUUGAGUCUACAGAUCCUAGGGAAGCACUGCAGUACUACUACUUCCUCCGGGAGAUGAAGGGAGGCCGGAGUUCUAACCUAUUCAUGUCAUGUGUUGGAGAACUGGUUCUAGAGAGUCGAGAGUUUGACCUGCUCCUGGGUCAGCUUAUGCCUGACGGAUCCAGGACUCCAGGCCUGGUCGACAAGUUUGGAGACCUAGUGGAUACUGGUAAAAUAAUAGAGUUUGUUGCCGCAGACUCCGAGGAUAAGGGAUUAUUAGAGGACGCUGUACAGUUAUAUGAUUUGGCGAAAAAGCACGCUAGAGUAGUUGAACUCCUAAAUAAGCUUCUUUCGCAGGUUAUUGCUCAGCCUCCAAUCAGUGAAUCCAAUAGGGAUAGACUUCAGAGACAAGCUAUUAAUAUUGCCAGGAGGUACAAGAAUAUGGGAGUAUCUGGAGGAAAGGACAGUACUUUAACCCUUUUUCUUCUUCUUGAUCUCGCGACCUUCUUCGACCUUUACCACGCAGGCCGGUCAACAGAGGCACUAGAUACCCUAGAGAGAGUUAAGGUUGUUCCUCUGAACCAGAGUGAUGUAGAUUAUCUAGUUUCCGGGUUCAAGCUUCUAGAUGAUUCUGUCAGGAGAAAUAUCCCUGAUGUACUUCUAGCCGCUAUGAGUAUACUACACAACCAGUACAAGACACAACCACAUUCUUCUGUACGGGACAAGGCUAGGUGUUUGAUAUCCUACGCUGGCAUGAUACCGUACAGAUUACCAGGAGACACUACUUCUAGAUUAGUACAGAUGGAAGUACUCAUGAGCUAAACAUUUAGUUAUUAAAGGGACUGUACGCGUAAGUAAUCCUUCAUAGUCACUUUAAUUACGUUUAUAAACCCUUGAAGGAAGUUUUAUAAAAACUGAUUUAUAAUUCAUGUUAUCUCAACUUCUGACUAUAAAAUAAUCAGUGCUCUAUGUUUUUAUUAAAAAUUAAACGUUUUUUUUACA